Molecule: messenger RNA, 9174 nt
Organism: Herpailurus yagouaroundi (jaguarundi)
Lineage: Eukaryota; Metazoa; Chordata; Mammalia; Carnivora; Felidae
Gene: PIEZO2
Product: piezo type mechanosensitive ion channel component 2
Cellular component (GO): membrane
Molecular function (GO): mechanosensitive monoatomic ion channel activity
Source: RefSeq, a predicted model, not a curated record
AAAUUGAGGCCGUGGAGGAGGGAAUUGGAGUCGGCCCCACUGGCUGUGUGCUUUGGUCUCGAUUUCUGCCCACGCUCGCACCAUUCCUCCUGGUGAGGGAGGGACUCGCACCGCCACCCCGCGGACCGAUAACUCGAGCCCCGUGCAGGCGGGGAUGGUUGUGCGCGCCUGGCCGCUCCCUCCCGGGUCUCUUCGGCCCGAAGCUGGGGGGCGCAGAGGCUGAGCCGCGUCGCCUUUCGGGGAUCCGCCGCCAGAAGGUUCGGGACCGCCAGCAGCUACGAGAGCCCGGGCCAAAGGUGCGGCGGGGCCCCGGCAGCCGACGCACGUUGGCUUCAGAGGGGAUUCUGCAAAGAAAGCUUCCUUUCGCCCCUGAGCGACGCCCCGGGAGCCAGACGGAACGACAGCCCCUUCUAGUCCCCUUUCCUCGCCGUGCCGCCCCCCGGGACCCUCCCGAAGUGCCCCCGUCCAGGGCUCUGGCCCCGGCCACCCGCUGAAGAAGCCGCAGCCACCGGGGGGAUUGGGGGAUUUCACACUUCAUGGGCCGGCCGAGGGGGCGCCGGGCGCCGGGCGAGGGGGCUACCUAGAGCUUGGUUAGGGGCGGCCGAGCGCCGGGCGAGGCACUGCGGAGGGACCUGAUAGGGGCGACCGAGAGCCCGGCGAGGAGCGGUCAACAGCCCGGGGAACGCGCCCUCGGGGCGGACAGCGCGGCGGUCCUCUCCGAGGCGAUGCCCGGGCGGCUGCGGGCAGCCGGCCGCCCGAGGUCCUAGGUGGGCAUGGACCUGGCGCCCCAGUCCUAGGGACCCUCGAACUUCGCCGCUCUGCUUGGACUCGCCGGACCAACGCAAUGGCCUCGGAAGUAGUGUGCGGGCUCAUCUUCAGGCUGCUGCUCCCCAUCUGCCUGGCAGUAGCGUGUGCGUUCCGGUACAAUGGGCUCUCCUUUGUCUACCUCAUCUACCUCUUGCUCAUCCCCCUGUUCUCGGAACCAACAAAAGCAACGAUGCAAGGACAUACGGGCCGGUUAUUAAAGUCUCUGUGCUUCACCAGUCUUUCCUUCCUGUUGCUUCACAUCAUUUUCCACAUCACGUUGGCCAGUCUGGAAGCUCAACAUCGUAUCGGACCUGGUUACAACUGCUCAACAUGGGAAAAGACAUUUCGGCAGAUUGGCUUUGAAAGCUUAAAGGGAGCUGAUGCCGGCAAUGGGAUCAGAGUGUUUGUGCCUGAUAUCGGGAUGUUCAUUGCUAGUCUGACCAUCUGGCUCGUCUGCAGGAACAUCGUUCAGAAACCCGUGACCGAAGAAGGAGCACAGUAUAACUCGGAGUUUGAAAAUGAAGAAUUGGCCGGAGGAGAAAAAAUAGAUCCAGAAGAGGCACUGAUCUACGAAGAGGAUUUAGAUGAAGGAGACGGUGUGGAAGGCGAGGUGGAAGAGAGCACAAAGUUAAAAAUGUUCCGCAGACUCGCCUCGGUGGCCUCCAAGCUUAAGGAGUUUAUCGGCAACAUGAUAACCACUGCUGGAAAAGUUGUGGUGACCAUUUUACUCGGUUCAUCAGGUAUGAUGUUGCCGUCUUUGACCUCAUCUGUGUACUUCUUUGUAUUUUUGGGUCUGUGCACCUGGUGGUCCUGGUGCCGGACAUUUGAUCCAUUGCUGUUCAGCUGUCUCUGUGUGCUGCUGGCUAUUUUCACUGCGGGGCACUUGAUUGGACUUUAUUUAUACCAGUUCCAAUUCUUUCAAGAAGCAGUUCCACCCAAUGACUACUAUGCAAGGUUGUUUGGUAUCAAAUCAGUCAUUCAAACGGACUGUUCCAGCACGUGGAAGAUUGUAGCAAACCCAGACCUGUCAUGGUAUCACCAUGCCAACCCCAUAGUCCUGCUGGUGAUGUACUAUACGCUGGCAACUCUGAUCCGCAUCUGGCUACAGGAACCCCUUGUGCAGGAUGACAGGACCAAAGAAGAGGACAGAACCCUGGCUUGUAGCCCCAUCCAAAUAACAGCUGAGAGGAGGCGAAGCCUGUGGUAUGCCACACAGUACCCAACGGAUGAGAGAAAACUUUUAUCCAUGACCCAAGAUGACUACAAACCAUCUGAUGGCCUGCUGGUGACCGUGAAUGGCAAUCCCGUAGACUACCACACCAUCCACCCCAGUCUCCCCGUAGAGAACGGCCCCGCCAAAGCCGACCUGUACUCCACCCCGCAGUACCGGUGGGAGCCCUCUGAAGACUCCUCAGAAAAGAAAGAGGAAGAAGGAGAGGAGAAGGAAGACUUUGAGGAGGAAAGGAGCCAUGAGGAGAAACGAAGUGUUAAAGUUCAUGCCAUGGUCUCUGUGUUCCAGUUUAUUAUGAAACAAAGUUACAUCUGUGCCCUUAUUGCCAUGAUGGCUUGGAGCAUCACCUAUCACAGCUGGUUGACUUUUGUGUUGUUGAUUUGGUCAUGCACCCUUUGGAUGAUUCGCAACAGAAGAAAAUAUGCCAUGAUCAGCUCUCCUUUCAUGGUCGUCUAUGGAAAUCUGUUGCUGAUAUUACAGUAUAUAUGGAGUUUUGAACUUCCUGAAAUUAAAAAGGUCCCAGGAUUUUUAGAAAAGAAAGAGCCAGGAGAACUUGCCUCAAAGAUACUUUUCACCAUUACUUUUUGGCUACUGCUGAGGCAGCACCUCACGGAGCAAAAAGCUCUUCAAGAAAAGGAAGCUCUUUUAUCUGAGGUCAAAAUCAGAAGUCAGGAAAAUGAAGGAAAAGAUGAUGAGCAAGAGCUACAAAUGGAAGGAGAGGCUGAGGAGAAGGAGGGAGAGGAAGCAAAGGAAGAAAAGCAAGAGAGAAGGAAGGAAGAAGAAGAAGAAAUGGAAGAAGAUGACAACCAGGACAUCAUGAAAGUGCUGGGCAAUUUGGUGGUGGCCAUGUUCAUCAAGUAUUGGAUCUACGUGUGUGGAGGAAUGUUCUUCUUCGUCAGCUUCGAGGGUAAAAUUGUGAUGUACAAAAUCAUCUACAUGGUGCUGUUUCUGUUCUGUGUGGCCUUGUAUCAGGUGCACUACGAAUGGUGGAGGCGAAUCCUAAAAUAUUUUUGGAUGUCUGUGGUUAUUUACACUAUGCUGGUGCUUAUCUUUAUAUACACAUAUCAGUUUGAAAACUUCCCAGGCCUGUGGCAAAAUAUGACAGGAUUGAAAAAAGAAAAGCUCGAGGAUCUCGGCUUAAAACAGUUCACCGUAGCAGAACUAUUCACUCGCAUCUUCAUCCCAACCUCCUUUCUGUUGGUGUGCAUUUUACACCUCCACUACUUCCAUGAUCGGUUCCUGGAGCUCACGGACCUGAAGUCCAUUCCCAGCAAGGAAGACAGCGCCAUCUACAGACUGGCCCACCCUGAAGGAAGUCUUCCAGACCUUGCCAUGAUGAAUCUGACCGCCAGCCUGGAGAAGCCGGACUUGAAGAAGCUGGCUGAGUCUGGGGAGGACAGACCAGAGGAAUGCCCUGAAAAGGCUGAGCUUGGGAAAGACAGCGAAGAAGAGGAGGAAGGGGAGGAAGAGGAGGAGGAAGAGACAUCAGAUUUAAGAAACAAAUGGCAUCUGGUGAUUGACCGCCUCACCGUGCUCUUCUUAAAAUUCCUGGAGUAUUUUCACAAACUGCAGGUGUUCAUGUGGUGGAUUUUGGAGUUGCACAUCAUCAAAAUUGUUUCAUCGUACAUCAUCUGGGUCUCUGUGAAAGAGGUGUCACUGUUCAACUCUGUAUUUUUGAUUUCUUGGGCUUUUGCUCUGCCAUACGCCAAGCUACGCCGUCUGGCUUCAAGUGUCUGCACCGUCUGGACGUGUGUGAUCAUCGUCUGCAAAAUGUUGUACCAGCUGCAAACCAUUAAGCCUGAGAACUUUUCUGUUAACUGUUCCUUGCCAAAUGAAAACCAAACAAAUAUACCCAUCCACCAGUUGAACAAGUCUCAACUCUACAGCACUCCUAUUGACCCAACAGAAUGGGUCGGCCUGAGGAAAUCUUCCCCUCUGCUCGUCUACCUGAGGAAUAAUCUGCUGAUGCUGGCCAUUCUGGCCUUUGAGGUUACAAUUUACCGCCAUCAGGAAUACUAUCGAGGUCGAAACAACCUCAUGGCCCCUGUGUCUAAAACCAUCUUUCAUGACAUUACAAGACUCCAUCUAGAUGAUGGACUUAUUAAUUGUGCCAAAUAUUUCAUAAAUUACUUCUUCUACAAGUUUGGUCUGGAGACCUGUUUCCUAAUGUCAGUUAAUGUAAUCGGUCAGCGAAUGGAUUUCUAUGCCAUGAUUCACGCCUGCUGGCUAAUCGCUGUCUUGUAUCGGCGCAGAAGAAAGGCCAUUGCUGAGAUCUGGCCCAAGUACUGCUGCUUCCUGGCAUGCAUCAUCACCUUCCAGUAUUUCAUCUGCAUCGGCGUCCCUCCGGCUCCUUGCAGGGAUUACCCAUGGAGAUUCAAGGGUGCUAGCUUCAACGACAACAUCAUAAAGUGGCUGUACUUCCCAGACUUCAUUGUGCGGCCCAACCCCGUGUUUCUUGUCUAUGACUUCAUGCUGCUCCUGUGCGCCUCCUUGCAAAGGCAGAUCUUUGAGGAUGAAAACAAGGCUGCAGUGCGGAUCAUGGCAGGGGACAACGUGGAGAUCUGCAUGAACCUUGACGCGGCCUCCUUCAGCCAGCACAACCCCGUGCCAGAUUUCAUUCACUGCAGAUCGUACUUAGACAUGUCCAAAGUGAUCAUCUUCAGCUACCUCUUCUGGUUUGUCCUCACAAUCAUCUUCAUCACGGGGACAACCAGGAUCAGCAUCUUUUGCAUGGGUUACUUGGUGGCCUGCUUCUAUUUCCUGCUCUUUGGGGGUGAUUUGCUGCUGAAACCCAUCAGGAGCAUCCUGCGCUAUUGGGACUGGCUGAUUGCAUACAACGUUUUUGUGAUUACGAUGAAAAACAUAUUAUCAAUAGGAGCGUGUGGAUACAUUGAAAAAUUGGUUCAAAAUAGUUGCUGGUUGAUCCAAGCGUUCAGCCUGGCCUGUACAGUCAAAGGCUAUAAAAUGCCUGAUGAUGAUUCCUCAUGUAAACUCCCCAGUGGUGAAGCAGGAAUUAUUUGGGACAGCAUAUGUUUUGCCUUCCUCCUACUGCAGAGAAGAGUUUUCAUGAGUUACUAUUUCCUACAUGUUGUGGCUGAUAUAAAAGCUUCACAGAUCCUGGCAUCAAGAGGGGCUGAACUUUUCCAGGCCACAAUUGUAAAGGCCGUAAAGGCAAGAAUUGAGGAAGAGAAAAAAUCAAUGGAUCAACUGAAGAGGCAGAUGGAUCGCAUCAAAGCCAGGCAACAGAAAUACAAAAAGGGUAAGGAGAGGAUGCUGAGCUUGACCCAGGAAUCAGGGGAAGGCCAAGACAUCCAAAAACUCUCUGAAGAGGAUGACGAAAGAGAAGCAGACAAACAGAAAGCCAAGGGCAAAAAAAAGCAGUGGUGGCGGCCUUGGGUUGAUCAUGCUUCCAUGGUCAGGAGUGGAGAUUAUUAUUUGUUUGAAACGGAUAGUGAAGAGGAGGAAGAGGAAGAACUGAAAAAGGAAGAUGAAGAACCUCCGAGAAGGUCCGCUUUCCAGUUUGUUUAUCAAGCCUGGAUCACGGACCCUAAAACAGCACUCCGACAGAGGCGCAAAGAGAAAAAAAGGUCUGCAAGAGAAGAACAGAAAAGAAGGAGAAAAGGAUCUGGGGAUGGUCCUGUGGAGUGGGAAGCCCGAGAGGAUGAACCAAUCAAAAAGAAAUCUGAUGGACCAGACAAUAUCAUCAAGAGGAUAUUUAAUAUUUUGAAAUUCACCUGGGUCCUGUUUCUGGCAACAGUGGAUAGUUUCACAACUUGGCUUAACUCCAUCUCAAGGGAGCAUAUUGACAUAUCUACGGUUCUGAGGAUUGAACGAUGCAUGCUGACCAGAGAAAUUAAAAAGGGCAACGUUCCCACCCGGGAGAGCAUCCACAUGUACUACCAGAACCACAUCAUGAACCUUUCCAGAGAGUCGGGACUGGACACCAUUGAUGACCGUCCCGGUGCGGCUUCAGGUGCACAGACAGCCCACAGGAUGGAUAGCUUAGAUUCACAUGACAGUAUCUCCAGUGAGCCCACGCAGUGCACCAUGCUGUACUCGCGCCAGGGGACCACGGAAACCAUAGCGGAGGUGGAGGCCGAGCAGGAUGACGAGGCGGUGGCCAAAGACGCCGAUCAGGGAGGGGAGGAGGCCGCGGACUUGGGGCCGGUGGAGGCCUCGGAGGCCGGCCUCACCCCAGAUGCCGAGCUGCCGCACUACUCCACCGAGGAUGGGGACGUGGAGGCGCCUCCCUCCUACAGCAAGGCGGUCAGCUUCGAGCGCCUGUCCUUCGGCUCGCGGGACGACUCUGCAGGCCAGAGCCACAUGGCCGUGAGCCCUGACGAGAGCCGCUCAGACAGGCUCGAGUCCAGCAUCUUACCGCCCCUGACUCACGAGCUGACGGCCAGCGAGCUGCUGCUGAACAAGAUGUUCCAUGAUGACGAGCUGGAAGAGUCCGAAAAAUUCUACGUUGGCCAACCCCGGUUCUUGCUGUUGUUCUAUGCCAUGUACAACACUCUGGUGGCCCGCUCAGAAAUGGUGUGUUAUUUUGUGAUCAUCCUCAACCACAUGGUCUCUGCCUCCAUGAUCACCCUUGUGCUUCCCAUUCUGAUCUUCCUCUGGGCCAUGCUGUCUGUGCCCAGGCCCAGUAGACGAUUCUGGAUGAUGGCCAUUGUCUACACAGAGGUGGCAAUUGUGGUCAAGUAUUUCUUCCAAUUUGGCUUCUUUCCCUGGAACAAGAACGUGGAAUUGAACAAAGAUAAACCUUUCCACCCACCGAAUAUCAUAGGAGUGGAGAAGAAAGAAGGCUACGUCCUUUAUGAUCUCAUUCAGCUCUUGGCUCUUUUCUUCCAUCGGUCCAUUUUGAAGUGCCACGGCUUAUGGGAUGAAGAUGACAUCACCGACAGUGGCACAGACAAGGAAGAGUCGGAUGAUGAGCUGUCCCUCAGUGGUGGCAGGAGAGCCUCCUCUGAUUCUCUGAAAUCCAUCAACCUGGCCGCGUCAGCGGAGUCGGUGCACGUGUCCUUCCCGGAGCAGCCCACGGCCAUCCGGAGGAAGCGAUCGGGCAGUAGCUCCCAGAUAUCGCCCAGAUCCAGCUUUUCUUCCAAUAGGUCCAAAAGAGGCAGCACAAGCACCCGAAACAGCAGUCAAAAAGGAAGCAGUGUUUUGAGCAUCAAGCAGAAAAGUAAAAGGGAACUUUAUAUGGAAAAGCUUCAAGAACAUUUAAUCAAAGCAAAAGCAUUUACCAUAAAGAAGACUUUGCAAAUAUAUGUGCCCAUCAGACAGUUCUUCUACAACCUCAUCCAUCCAGACUACAGUGCUGUGACCGAUGUGUAUGUGCUCAUGUUCCUGGCUGACACUGUUGACUUUGUCAUCAUCGUCUUUGGCUUCUGGGCCUUUGGGAAACACUCAGCAGCAGCAGACAUCACCUCUUCGCUGUCAGAGGACCAGGUGCCUGGGCCUUUUUUGGUGAUGGUCCUAAUUCAGUUUGGAACCAUGGUCGUGGACCGAGCACUAUACCUCAGGAAGACCGUCCUGGGAAAGGUCAUUUUCCAGGUCAUUCUUGUGUUUGGAAUUCACUUCUGGAUGUUCUUCAUCUUGCCUGGUGUGACUGAGAGGAAAUUCAGCCAGAACCUGGUUGCUCAGCUUUGGUACUUUGUGAAAUGUGUUUACUUUGGGUUGUCUGCCUACCAAAUCCGUUGUGGCUACCCAACGCGAGUCCUUGGAAACUUCCUCACCAAGAGCUACAAUUAUGUCAACCUCUUCUUGUUUCAAGGGUUCCGCCUCGUUCCCUUUCUGACUGAGCUGAGGGCUGUGAUGGACUGGGUGUGGACAGACACGACCUUGAGCCUCUCCAGCUGGAUCUGUGUGGAGGACAUCUACGCUCACAUAUUCAUCCUGAAGUGUUGGCGGGAGUCUGAAAAAAGAUACCCGCAGCCCCGGGGGCAGAAGAAGAAGAAAGUGGUGAAGUAUGGCAUGGGAGGCAUGAUCAUCGUUCUGCUCAUCUGCAUUGUCUGGUUUCCCCUUCUCUUCAUGUCCUUGAUCAAAUCUGUGGCGGGGGUCAUCAACCAGCCCCUGGACGUCUCGGUCACAAUCACCCUGGGAGGGUACCAGCCUAUUUUCACAAUGAGUGCACAGCAAAGCCAGUUGAAAGUUAUGGAUCAGCCCAAGUUUAAUAAAUUUAUGAAAGCUUUUUCUAGGGACACUGGUGCUAUGCAAUUUCUGGAAAAUUAUGAAAAAGAAGACAUAACUGUAGCAGAACUGGAAGGAAACUCAAAUUCUUUGUGGACCAUCAGCCCUCCCAGUAAGCAGAAAAUGAUAAGCGAACUCAUGGACCCCAAUAGUAGCUUCUCUGUUGUUUUUUCAUGGAGUAUUCAGAGAAACAUGAGUUUGGGUGCAAAGGCAGAAAUUGCAACCGAUAAGCUUUCUUUUCCUCUUAAAAAUACCACACGAGAACAUAUAGCUAAAAUGAUAGCCGGCAACAACACGGAAAGUUCAAGAACACCGGUGACUAUAGAAAAGAUCUACCCAUAUUACGUGAAAGCACCUAGUGAUUCGAAUUCAAAACCUAUAAAGCAACUUUUGUCUGAAAAUAACUUCAUGAAUAUCACCAUCAUUUUGUCCAGAGACAAUACAACUAAAUCUAACAGUGAGUGGUGGGUUCUCAACCUGACUGGAAACAGAAUAUACAAUCAGCACGCUCAGGCCUUGGAACUGGUGGUCUUCAAUGACAGCCCGCCCAGUCUGGGGUUCCUGGCUGGCUAUGGUAUCAUGGGAUUGUAUGCUUCGGUUGUCCUUGUGAUUGGGAAGUUUGUCCGUGAAUUCUUCAGUGGGAUUUCUCACUCCAUCAUGUUUGAAGAGCUUCCAAAUGUGGACCGAAUUCUGAAGUUGUGCACAGAUAUUUUUUUAGUUCGAGAGACAGGGGAGCUGGAACUCGAGGAAGAUCUCUAUGCCAAAUUAAUAUUCCUGUACCGCUCACCAGAAACCAUGAUCAAAUGGACUAGAGAAAAAACAAAUUGAUGCUUUAAGACACAGACUGCAGAUCAAAUUAACAUUUGAAUUUUAAAAAAAGCACAAUAUCCUCAUAAGAGCUAAGCAUUUCUAGUUGGAUGGAAAUGGUUUCUCUUCUGACAGGUGGU